AUGGCCCAAACUCUCCCACCACACAAGUAUACCAUUUUUACAAUUCUCCUAUUCUCAAUUCUCCUGCAUGGAGAAUCCCAUAAAUUUUCAAGAAACUUGUCACCAAAAUCACUCGGUUUGAAGAAACAAAAACUAAGCCACCUCCACUUUUACUUCCAAGACAUAGUCGGUGGCGAUCACCCCACCGCAUUACAGGUGGCCCAAUCGCCCAUAACCAACACCUCCCACACUGGGUUUGGUUAUAUGGUCAUGAUUGACGACCCUCUGACAGUGGGUCCCGAAAGAACUUCUAAGAUUGUGGGAAGAGCUCAGGGGAUCUAUGCAUCUGCUGACUUGAAUCAAGUCGGGUUGUUAAUGGCUAUGAAUUAUGUUUUUAUUGAAGGAAAGUAUAAUGGUAGCACUCUGAGUAUAUUGGGGAGGAAUUCGGUGUUCUCGCCAGUGAGAGAGCUUCCCAUUGUUGGCGGGAGUGGACUUUUCCGGUUUGCACGUGGGUAUGCUCUUGCAAAGACUCAUUCUUUGAAUAUCAGCAAUGGUGAUGCGACUGUUGAGUAUAACGUUUAUGUCCAACACUAUUGA
Molecule: messenger RNA, 576 nt
Organism: Lactuca virosa
Lineage: Eukaryota; Viridiplantae; Streptophyta; Magnoliopsida; Asterales; Asteraceae
Source: the annotation of a GenBank genome assembly